UUUGGUAGCGCGGCAUCGAGUGGAGUUGCUGCGCUUCUAUUCCCUUGCUCUCCCCUCCAGAUAGAGCGUCCACACGCGCCGUCGCUUCAUCGCUCUCUGGACAUCUCCUCUACCUCGGAUCUUCCUCGCAGCUCCUCUUCUUCUCGCGCAUCCUCGUCAUCUUAUCAGCCCUCUCGCAGGUUAGCGAUUCCUCCACUCGGAACAGGACAAGUUGAACCUUUGAGCUGUUCGUCUCAUUCACUCGCAGCUACUUUCUCCUGCAACUGCAGCAUGGCUCUCGAACCGCCUCUGGGAAGCUCGAGCAGGCAGGCUGAGGAGGCGCCCGCUUCCAACGGCAAUGCGUCCUCUGCAAACACGAACGGCGCUCAUAUUGACGGCGCCAAUGGCCAUUCGAGGAAUGACAGCAGCAACGGCAACGGCCAUGUCGCCUCAUCAUCUGCUCCUCGCCCCAGGGCUUGCUGGGCUACGCUCAUGACGGGGGACAGCUAUCUGCCUGGCUUAGCCGUCUUCGCCCACUCCCUCCUUCGAUCAGCGCACGCCUCGCGCUACCCUCUCGUCGUAAUGGUAGCGCGCGGCUCAUGUUCGCCGGAGGCUAUCUCCGUCGUUCAUCAAUUAGGCUGCGAAGUAGUAGAAGUAGAUCGCAUCGAUCCGCCUCCUCCCCCGCCCGCAUCCUCAGAUGCCGCUCCUGCGCUUGCCUGGUCGCGCUUCAGUGAAGUCUGGACCAAGCUCAGGGCUUGGGAGCUGGACCGCGAGGGAUUUGAGAGAGUGGUGCUGGUAGACAGCGACAUGCUUGUCAGGAGGAACAUGGAUGAGCUCAUGGAUGAGGAGGUUGUGCCGCUGCCCUUGGUUGGCAAGCAUGGCGAAAGAGGCAUAGCAGCAAGUUUUGCGUGUACAUGUAAUCCGGCCAGGAUCAAAACGUACCCUGAUGAUUGGAUACCAGCAAAUUGCGCCUACACCUCUCAAACCCUUAGCACCAGCCUGUCUAUUCCCCCAUUGCGUGUCACCCCCUCCUCGCCUCCAACGCACCGACUCUUAAACUCAGGCCUGGUAGUCCUGCAAGCCUCCUCGCGGCACACAUUCCCUCGCAUGCUUGAUGUCCUCGCGACCGACCCACGCUGCGCCACCUAUCGUUUCCCGGAUCAGGACUUCCUCGCCGACUUCUUUGCGGCAGGAGAUGCAGCCCCUGCUGCUGAGCGAACGACGAUGGCUCAGCAGUCUCGCGCUGCCGGUCAACAAUGGCUCCCGCUUCCGUAUGUGUAUAAUGCACUCAAGAAGCUCCGUGCCUCUCAUCCGGGUCUUUGGACGGAGGACAAGGGGCACAAUGAUGUCAAAGUGGUGCAUUACAUUCAUCGCAAGCCAUGGGAGGACGGGCAUGGGGGUGGACGGGACCGCGGCGGACCGGAUGAGGGGACACAUGCUUGGUGGUGGGAGUAUUGGUUGGAGAAGGUCAAGCCGUCAAGGGGUGGUGGUGUUGAGAAGGGACUGUGGAUCGAGAAGGUGGAAAAGUACGUGGUUGCCGAUGAGUAAGGGCAAAACAACAAGGGUCUGCAAGGUGCAAGCAAAAGCAAGCAAGCAGCAAUGAGCCAAUGUAACGGGAAUGCAACGAAUCUAGUAUUGCGCGUCGUCAUGACAGGCAGGAGCAUCUUUACGUCUGCUCUGCUCCUCCUUCAGCUGCCUACGUCAAGCAGUC
Messenger RNA from Jaminaea rosea, 1690 nucleotides. Its product is annotated as nucleotide-diphospho-sugar transferase. The transcript is spliced from 3 exons. Gene Ontology annotation, molecular function: glycosyltransferase activity. The coding region runs from base 271 to 1527 and encodes 418 amino acids. NCBI's taxonomy places the organism in Eukaryota, Fungi, Basidiomycota, Exobasidiomycetes, Microstromatales. The record is from RefSeq and is a predicted model, not a curated record.